GCUCAUUUUAGGAAAUGUUUUUUAGCUUAUAAAUAACUGAAGCUAAGCCCAUAAUCACUCCAAGCCCCCCAUCUUCCAUGGCCUCCUUCAUCUGGACUCUGUUGCCAUUACUAGCUCUUCAAGCCAGUUUGCUGCACUUCACCACUUGCCAUGUUGAUGCUACUACAGGUGAAGCUGAGGCUCUCCUCAAAUGGAAAGCUAACCUUCAGAACUACUCAGCUGCUGCUCUCAGUUCCUGGAUGACAUCCUCAGUAAGUCCGUGCAAAUGGUUUGGUAUAUCAUGCAACAGGGCAGGAAGUGUAAUAGAGCUAAAUCUACCAGAGGCUAGCCUAGAAGGUAAGCUUGAUAACUUGAGCUUCCCUUCCUUACCAAAUCUCCAACUACUCAAUCUUAGCUUCAAUGAACUACUUGGAACAAUACCUGCAGCUAUUGGUUCCUGCUCUAAACUCACCCUCCUUGAUCUCUCUGUGAAUGUCUUUUCUGGUUCAAUACCUUCAGAAAUAGGUGACCUAAAAAAUCUGGUUGAGUUAGACCUUAGUCGUAAUGAACUCACUCAUUCAAUCCCUUCCACUCUAGCUAAUUUAACCAAUCUAAAUGUUCUGUACCUGUACAGGAAUCAACUAACUGGAUCAAUACCUCCACAAUUAGGAGGUAUGAAAAAUCUGAUUCUGCUUGAAAUGGGAGAAAACAAUCUCUCUGGUUUAAUCCCUCCAACUUUAUGUAAUUUAAGUAAUGUGGAAACUCUAUACCUAUUCCAGAAUCAACUAAGUGGUCCAAUCCCUUUGGAAAUAGGAGAUAUGAAGAAUUUGGUUCACUUGGGGCUAAAUCAGAACAGUCUUAUCGGUUCAAUUCCUCAUACUAUAGCUAAUUUGAGCAGGUUAAACACUCUACAGCUCUACCAGAAUCAACUUAGUGGUCCAAUACCUUCAGAAUUAGGACUUCUAAAAAAUUUGGUUGAUGUGGAAUUAGGUGGGAACAGACUCAUAGGCUUCAUUCCUCCUACUUUUGCUAAUCUUAGCCAUCUGACUAGGCUACAAUUCUAUAAUAAUCUUCUCACUGGUCCUGUUCCAAACUUCAAAAAUUGCACUAAUUUACUGUGGGUUGGACUUGAAAGCAACCAACUUGUAGGUGAUAUAGGUGAUAGCUUUGGACUACACCCUGAUCUUUAUUAUAUCAACCUGAGUAACAAUAGAUUUCAUGGGAGUUUGUCACCGAAUUGGGGGAAGUGCUCGCAGUUGACGGUGAUAAGGUUUUAUGGCAAUCUGAUUAGUGGAAAUAUCCCACCUGAGUUUGGCAAAUUACCUCGACUAGGAGUGCUUGACCUUUCUUCAAAUCAACUAGUUGGAAAGAUACCAAAGGAAUUGAGUAACUUAUCUGCUCUGUUCACCUUGAAUUUGAAUGAAAACCAAAUUUCUGGGCAGAUACCAGCUGAAAUUAGUCAGUUAGUCAACUUGGAGCUCCUCAAUCUCUCAUCAAAUAAUCUAGUUGGAUCAAUCCCUGAGCAACUUGGUUCUUGCUCCAAACUGCACUCAUUGAGCUUGAGCAAUAAUUCAUUGACUGGAAGCAUUCCAUAUCAGAUUGGUGGUCUUGUAGCUCUCCAAAUUCAACUAGAUCUCAGUUAUAACUCAAUUGCUGGAGUGAUUCCACUACAGCUUGGAAACUUGGUUAUGUUGGAAACUUUGAACCUCUCUCAUAAUAAGAUUACAGGGUCAAUACCUUCUUCUCUUAUUGGGAUGGCCAGCUUGUCAACCAUUGAUUUUUCUUACAAUGAGUUGGAAGGCAUGGUUCCUACUAGCAAAGUAUUUCAAAAUGCUUCACCACAUGCUUUUGCACACAACAAAGGGUUGUGUGGUGAAGUUCGAGGCCUCUUACCAUGCAGUUCAUUCCAUGCUAGCAUAGGAUCAAGUAUAAUGAAGAACAAAGCCAUGAUUGCCAUUAUAAUUUCUAGUACGACGGUGGUAUUUCUCGCAAUUUUAAUUAUUGUCAUUAUUUCCCGCGCUCGAUAUAAAGGGAAAAAUGAGCAUGCAGAAAUAAAAGCAGAAGGCCAUGGGAAUGUAUUUUCAUUGUGGGAUUUUGAUGGGAGAAUAGCAUAUGAAGAUAUUAUUGCAGCAACAGAAGACUUCAAUCCAAAAUACUGCAUUGGAGCUGGAGGUUAUGGGACUGUUUACAAAGCAGAGCUUCCUAAAGGUGAUGUGGUGGCAUUGAAGAAACUUCAUCCCUUGGAAGGUGAGGCACUAGCAGAUGAAAAUAGUUUCAACAAUGAAAUAAGAGUGUUAAUGGAAAUAAAGCAUCGAAACAUUGUGAAACUUUAUGGGUUUUGUUCUCAUCCAAGCUGUAUGUUUUUGGUUUAUGAGUAUGUGGAAAGAGGAAGCUUAUAUAGUAUCUUGAGUAAUGAAGUGGAAGCUAUGGAAUUGAAUUGGGAGAAGAGAGUGAAAGUGAUCAAAGGUGUGGCCAAUGCUUUGUCCUACAUGCAUCACGAUUGCAUUCCUCCGAUAGUUCAUCGGGAUAUUUCGAGCAGUAAUGUUUUGUUGGACUCAGAAUUUGAGGCUCUUGUGUCUGAUUUUGGAGUUGCUAGACUGUUAAAGCCUGAUUCAUCUAAUUGGACAACACUUAAAGGCACUUUUGGAUAUGUUGCUCCAGAGCUUGCAUACACCAUGGCUUUGACAGAAAAAUGUGAUGUUUAUAGCUUUGGAGUAUUGGCAUUAGAAACGAUAAUGGGACGACAUCCAGGGGAAUUCAUCUCUUCUUUAACAUCACCAGUUGGCCAAACUGCACUAUUGAAGGAUGUGUUAGACCCACGUCUUCCAUUCCCAAGUGAUAGUAAGAUUGUAAAGGACAUAAUCACUACUGUGACAGUAGCUCUUGCAUGCUUACACAUCAACCCGCAAUCCCGGCUAAGCAUGAGGGAAGUUUCAAAGGAGCUACUUACUCAUCAGCCAUUCUUCAAUGAGCCCUUUACUGCACUUACACUAGGUCAGCUGAUGUAUCUCACUAAUGGUGAAGAAUCACCUUGUGUUGUUCAGUUGUUGGGCUAGUUUGUGUCUGUAUUGUUUACGUUUGGGCUCUAUAUAGGUGGCCAUCCAUGUACUACAUAUAUUGUCUCCAUGAUCUGUGUGAAGGGUUAAGGAUUGUUCUACCGGAGUGUGAAAUGUCUAACAAUAUCUUAAA
Messenger RNA from Macadamia integrifolia, 3168 nucleotides. Its product is annotated as probable leucine-rich repeat receptor-like protein kinase At1g35710. The transcript has 2 exons. Lineage: Eukaryota; Viridiplantae; Streptophyta; Magnoliopsida; Proteales; Proteaceae. The record is from RefSeq and is a predicted model, not a curated record. Gene Ontology annotation, biological process: protein phosphorylation. Gene Ontology annotation, molecular function: protein kinase activity; ATP binding; protein binding. The coding region runs from base 78 to 3035 and encodes 985 amino acids.